Molecule: messenger RNA, 3342 nt
Organism: Phodopus roborovskii (desert hamster)
Lineage: Eukaryota; Metazoa; Chordata; Mammalia; Rodentia; Cricetidae
Gene: Nrg2
Product: neuregulin 2
Exons: 11
Coding region: 382-2913 (843 amino acids)
Biological process (GO): nervous system development; intracellular signal transduction; animal organ development
Molecular function (GO): signaling receptor binding
Source: RefSeq, a predicted model, not a curated record
GGCAGCACGAUUCCUCCCGCGCCCCUGCGGGCUGAAGGCCGGCACUAAAGCAGUGCAGUUCCAAGCUUCCCCUGCAGAAGCCACGCUCCUGACUUGGUCCGGGGAUAGAGGGGGCGCGAGAGAGCAAGUGGGCGGGCGUCCCAUCCUCCGCAUCCUCCUCCAAGUCCUGGCGCGCAGGGAGGGAGCGCUGCGCUGCGCCGGGCUGCGCAUCGCGGCCCACUUGCCGCCUGUCCCCUGCCCUGGCUGGGCCACCUCCCCGGGCUGCCGGUGGAGGGCUUCAAGGCGCUAACGUUACGCUGUUUCCGGUUUUCCAGAGGGCUCUGUUUCCCCUCCCAAGGCGGCGGCGGCUGAGCGGCGGAGCCCCCCAAAUGGCCUGGCCAGAUGCGGCAGGUUUGCUGCUCAGCGCUGCCGCCGCCACUGGAGAAGGCUCGGUGCAGCAGCUACAGCUACAGCUACAGCGACAGCAGCAGCAGCAGCAGAAGCAGCAGCAGCAGCGGCGAGAGCGGCGGCGGCAGCAGCAGCAGCAGCAGCAGCAGCAUCUCCCGUCCCGCUGCGCCCCCAGAGCCGCGGCCGCAGCCACAGCCGCAGCCCCGCAGCCCCGCAGCCCCGAGAGCCGCCGCCCGCUCGCGAGCCGCAGCCGCCGGCGGCAUGAGGCGCGACCCGGCCCCCGGCUUCUCGAUGCUGCUCUUCGGUGUGUCGCUCGCCUGCUACUCGCCCAGCCUCAAGUCGGUGCAGGACCAGGCGUACAAGGCACCCGUGGUGGUGGAGGGCAAGGUACAGGGACUGGCCCCGGUAGGCGGCUCCAGCUCUAACAGCACCCGCGAGCCGCCCGCCUCGGGUCGGGUGGCGCUGGUGAAGGUGCUGGACAAGUGGCCGCUCCGGAGCGGGGGGCUGCAGCGCGAGCAGGUGAUCAGCGUGGGCUCCUGUGUGCCGCUCGAAAGGAACCAGCGCUACAUCUUUUUCCUGGAGCCCACUGAACAGCCCUUAGUUUUUAAGACGGCCUUUGCCCCGGUCGACCCUAACGGCAAAAACAUCAAGAAAGAGGUGGGCAAGAUCCUGUGCACUGACUGCGCCACCCGGCCCAAGCUGAAGAAGAUGAAGAGCCAGACAGGAGAGGUGGGCGAGAAGCAGUCGCUGAAGUGUGAGGCAUCAGCGGGGAACCCACAGCCCUCCUACCGCUGGUUCAAAGACGGCAAAGAGCUCAACCGGAGUCGUGAUAUCCGCAUCAAGUACGGCAAUGGCAGAAAGAACUCACGCCUCCAGUUCAACAAAGUGAAGCUGGAAGAUGCUGGGGAGUAUGUCUGCGAGGCUGAGAACAUCCUUGGGAAAGACACCGUGAGGGGCCGCCUCCAUGUUAACAGCGUGAGCACCACUCUGUCAUCGUGGUCGGGGCAUGCCCGGAAGUGCAACGAGACAGCCAAGUCCUACUGUGUGAAUGGAGGCGUGUGCUACUACAUCGAGGGCAUCAACCAGCUCUCCUGCAAGUGUCCUGUGGGAUACACCGGGGACAGGUGUCAGCAGUUCGCAAUGGUCAACUUCUCCAAGCACCUUGGAUUUGAAUUAAAGGAGGCUGAGGAGCUGUACCAGAAGAGAGUCCUGACAAUUACUGGCAUCUGUGUGGCUCUGCUGGUCGUGGGCAUCGUCUGUGUGGUCGCCUACUGCAAGACCAAAAAGCAGCGGAGGCAGAUGCAUAACCAUCUCCGGCAGAACAUGUGUCCAGCCCACCAGAACCGGAGCCUAGCCAAUGGGCCCAGCCACCCUCGGCUGGAUCCUGAGGAGAUCCAGAUGGCAGAUUACAUCUCCAAAAAUGUGCCAGCCACAGACCACGUGAUCCGGAGGGAAACUGAAACUACAUUCUCUGGGAGCCACUCCUGCUCACCUUCUCACCACUGCUCCUCAGCCACGCCCACCUCCAGUCACAGACAUGAGAGCCACACGUGGAGCCUGGAUCGUUCAGGAAGCCUGACCUCAGAUUCCCAGUCGGGCAUCAUGCUGUCCUCAGUGGGCACCAGCAAGUGCAACAGCCCAGCGUGUGUGGAGGCACGGGCGCGGAGGGCGGCGGCCUACAGCCAGGAGGAGCGGCGCAGGGCUGCCAUGCCACCCUACCAUGACUCCAUAGACUCCCUGCGUGACUCCCCACACAGUGAGAGGUACGUGUCGGCCCUGACCACGCCCGCGCGCCUCUCGCCCGUGGACUUCCACUACUCGUUGGCCACGCAGGUGCCGACUUUCGAGAUCACGUCCCCCAAUUCUGCGCAUGCCGUAUCGCUGCCACCCGCCGCGCCCAUCAACUACCGCCUGGCGGAGCAGCAGCCGCUCCUGCGGCACCCGGCCCCGCCGGGCCCUGGGCCGGGAUCCGGCGCGGACAUGCAGCGCAGCUACGACAGCUACUACUACCCGGCGGCGGGGCCCGGACCGCGGCGCGGCGCCUGCGCGCUGGGCGGCAGCUUGGGCAGCCUGCCCGCCAGCCCCUUCCGCAUCCCGGAGGACGACGAGUACGAGACCACGCAGGAGUGCGCGCCCCCGCCGCCGCCGCGGCCGCGCACGCGCGGCGCGUCCCGCAGGACGUCAGCGGGGCCGCGGCGCUGGCGACGCUCGCGCCUCAACGGGUUGGCGGCGCAGCGCGCACGCGCGGCGCGGGACUCGCUGUCGUUGAGCAGCGGCUCGGGCUGCGGCUCGGCGUCGGCCUCGGACGACGACGCGGACGACGCGGACGGGGCGCUGGCGGCCGAGAGCACGCCUUUCCUCGGCCUGCGAGCGGCGCACGACGCGCUGCGCUCGGACUCGCCGCCGCUGUGCCCGGCGGCCGAUAGCAGGACUUACUACUCCCUGGACAGCCACAGCACGCGCGCCAGCAGCAGACACAGCCGUGGGCCGCCCGCGAGGGCCAAGCAGGACUCGGGGCCCCUCUAGGCCCCCCCCCCGCCUCGCCCGCCCCACGUCUCCAAGGAGAGCGGAGACCACCGACUGAAGAGGGAAUAGGAGCGAACAAAGAAAUAAAAAUAUUUUUAUUUUCUAUAAAAAGGAAAAAAGUAUAACAAAAUGUUUUAUUUUCAUUUUAGCAAAAAUUGUCUUAUAAUACUAGCUAACGGCAAAGACGUUUUUAUAGGGAAACUAUUUAUAUGUAACAUCCUGAUUUACAGCUUCGGAAAAAAAAAAGAAACAACAAAAAAAAAGAGAGAUGGGCCAAUUUUUUGACUCUUUAAUAGAAACCUAUAUUGUGGUGCCUUUUGCUGUACGCUAACCUGGGGCUCCUGGAGAGUCGUCUGGGGUGCAGGGUGGGGAUGGGCGCUUGUAGGAUCCCAAACCGGUUGGGGUGAGAAAAGGCAGGGAAUGAAGAGA